AUGGUACAAGAACACGACUUUCUCAAAGUUGUCUGGGUGGCCAACAGGGACAAGCCACUUGGACACAAAGAUCAAUCUGCAAGUUUGAUAAUUGGCGGAGAUGGAAAUCUGAAGCUUCUAGAUGGGCGAAAAAAUGCUAUCUGGUCUACAAAUGUCAUGGCGAAGUCUAAUUAUUCUGCAGCAGUGCUUUUAGACUUUGGAAACCUUGUUCUUCAAGAUGGGAAUGCAAAUAAAAUGUGGGAAAGCUUCGAUGAGCCAACCGACACUCUCCUGCCAAACAUGAAGAUCGGAGUAAAUGUGAAAACAGGAAAGAAAAAAUACUUGAUUUCCUGGAAAGGUGAAGAUGAUCCAUCGCCCGGAAGCUUUGUCCUUGGAGUGACAUCAGAGACACCACCUCAGCUUUUCGCUUGGAAUGGAUCAAGUCCAUACUGGAGAAGCGGACAGUGGGAUAAAUCCAAGUUUAAUGGAAUACCGACCAUGAGCAACAAAUACCUGAGCGGCCAUCAGCUUGUGCAAAAUAUCAACCAGGGAACGACAUAUUAUUUCCGCAAUUAUUACAACAACUCCUUUGGAUAUGUUUUCAUCUCAUCGGAAGGAUCUAUAGAGUCUGUUCGUUGGGGGGAUGGAUGGUCAACAAACUGGGAAGCAUCACGAACUAACCGGUGUGAAAUUUAUGGAACAUGUGGUCCUUUUGGAGUUUGCGAUACGUUUAGUUCACCUAUAUGCAGCUGCUUAAAAGGGUUUAAACCCAGGUCAGAUGAAGAGUGGAACAGAGGAAACUGGACUGGAGGGUGCGUUAGGAAAAUGGAAUUGAAUUGUCAGAAAUCCGCACAUGCAGCAGCUAUGACGACUGUGGAAAAAGAUGUGUUCUGGCCAAUGAAACAUAUGAAAUUGCCUGAUUCUGCUGAUUAUUUGUCAAACAUAGCUGAUGCAGAAGGAUGUCGAAGUUGGUGCCUAGGAAACUGCUCGUGCUUGGCCUUUUCUUAUGUGGAGACUGUAGGAUGUAUGGCUUGGUGUAAAAACCUCAUAGAUACUCAGCAAUUCUCCAGAGAAGGCAAAGAUCUAUUUCUUCGACUUGUGGACGUGGAUAAAGGUGUACCUACAAAGACAAAACUCAUCAUCAGCCUAAGUACUAUUUCUGGCAUCAUGUUAUUCGGAGCUGGCAUUUCAGUGUGUGGUCUUUUCAAGUGGAGAGAUGCUGAGAUACCCCAUGGAUUGGGUCUCUCUGUUUAUGCAUUUGGGUAUGACGAAUGCAAUGCUGAGUUCGUGUUGUUGAGGGUGGUUCAGACCUUGCGAAGGCCAAUUGUAUCUGAAGUUAGCAUCUAUAAAUCAGAAACUAACGUGUGGAGGCGACUCCAAGGGAUGCCAUACUUUCUAGUUGAGCCGGGCAGAAUGGGGGUUUACCUGUGCGGCCGUCUGCACUGGAUAAUGAGAUGUGAGUGUGUGCGAAAUUCGGCAAAAGUGUUGGUGGCUUUUGAUAUUCGUACUGAGAGUUUUGUGGAGGUGGACCAACCUAAUGUUAUAGACAAUAGGCUUCGCAUGGAUUUGGCCGUCCUGGAAGAGCAUCUUUGCCUUACCGUUUAUCGUGAGCCAGGGGUUGUCGAUGUGUGGAUUAUGAGAGAAUAUGGAUUGAACCGACAUGGGAUCUGUUGUUCUCGCUAA
This is a messenger RNA of Eucalyptus grandis, 1662 nucleotides long. Its product is annotated as G-type lectin S-receptor-like serine/threonine-protein kinase At1g61400. The transcript is spliced from 3 exons. Bases 1 to 1662 code for a protein of 553 amino acids. The record is from RefSeq and is a predicted model, not a curated record. Gene Ontology annotation, biological process: recognition of pollen. NCBI's taxonomy places the organism in Eukaryota, Viridiplantae, Streptophyta, Magnoliopsida, Myrtales, Myrtaceae.